Molecule: messenger RNA, 3280 nt
Organism: Meleagris gallopavo (turkey)
Lineage: Eukaryota; Metazoa; Chordata; Aves; Galliformes; Phasianidae
Source: RefSeq, a predicted model, not a curated record
AUGCCGAGCCAUAAGGAGACGCGGCUGCUGCACCUCAACGAGAUGGAGAAGCUGGAUAAGACCCUCUUCAGGCUGGAGCAAGGGUUUGAACUGCAGUUUCGAUUGGGCCCAACUCUUCAAGGCAAGCAUGUUACUGUGUGUACAAAUUAUCCAGCUUCUGGAGACGUAUUUGAUCGCCACAAGUUCAGAACGUUAUCAUGGCACAAUCCCACAGGAAAAGAGGAUGACUCUGACAAAUAUUGCAAGUUAGAUCUCCAAAUUUCUGGGUCGUAUCAGUACUAUUUUAGUCUUGGAAAUGAGAAAAGUGGUGGAGGUUACAUAGUUGUGGAUCCUAUUUUGCGUGUUGGAGCCGAUAACCACGUGUUACCUUUGGACUGUGUUACACUCCAGACAUUCCUCGCUAAGUGUCUGGGACCAUUCCAUGAAUGGGAAAAUAGACUUAAAGUUGCAAAAGAAACAGGUUACAACAUGAUUCAUUUUACACCACUGCAGAAGCUUGGACUAUCUAGAUCAUGCUAUUCACUGGCUGAUCAGUUAGAAGUUAAUCCUGAAUUUUCAAGCCAUAACAAAAAAUGCACUUGGAAUGAUAUAGGAGCUCUUGUGGAAAAAAUGAAAAAUGAAUGGAAUAUGCUUUGCAUCACAGAUGUAGUCUACAACCAUACUGCUGCUAACAGUGAGUGGCUCAGGAUGCAUCCAGAAUGUGGCUACAACCUUGUAAAUUCUCCUCACCUGAAGCCAGCCUGGGUCUUAGAUAGAGCUCUGUGGCACCUGAGCUGUAUGGUGGCUGAUGGAAGGUGUAUUGAUAAAGGAGUCCCUCCCAUGAUAGAAAAUGAUCAUCACCUGAAUUGUAUCCGUAAAAUCAUUUGGGAAGAUAUAUAUCCAAAAAUUAAACUAUGGGAAUUUUUCCAAGUGGAUGUUAAUAAAGCUGUGCAGCAAUUUAGAACCCUUCUAACUAAAGGCAAAAUAGGCACUAAGUCUGAUCCGAAUCAACAUCUUCAAAUAGUUCAAGACCCUGAUUAUAGAAGAUUUGGUUGUACUGUAGACAUGAAUAUAGCACUGGCAACGUUCAUACCACACAGCAAUGGACCGGGUGCAAUAGAAGAAUGUUGUAACUGGUUUCGCAAGAGAAUUGAAGAACUGAAUGCUGAGCAAUACAGACAGAUUCAUCAUCAUCAAGAGCAGGCUGUCAACUGUCUUGCAGGAACAGUGGUAUAUGAACGUCUGGCCGGUCAUGGUCCUAAACUAGGCCCUAUUAGUAGAAAAUAUCCUUUAGUUACCAGGUAUUUUACUUAUCCAUUCAAAGACCUGACUGUGGAGGAAGAACAAAGUAUGAUGCAUCAGCCAGAUAAAGCUUGUUAUUUCAUGGCCCAUAACGGAUGGGUUAUGGGUGAUGAUCCUCUUAGAAACUUUGCAGAACCAGGUUCAAAUGUUUAUUUGAGAAGAGAGCUUAUUUGUUGGGGAGACAGUGUGAAACUGCGGUAUGGCAACAAACCCGAAGACUGCCCGUACCUCUGGGCACAUAUGAAAAAAUACACAGAAAUCACUGCCAAACAUUUCCAUGGUAUUCGUCUUGACAACUGUCACUCUACACCUAUUCAUGUAGCUGAGUACAUGCUGGACACAGCUAGAAAGUUGCGAGCUGAUUUGCUUGUAGUGGCUGAACUGUUCACAGGAAAUGAGGAGCUGGACAAUAUCUUUGUGAAUAGUCUGGGCAUUACCUCCUUAAUAAGAGAGGCCAUGACAGCUUAUAAUAGCCACGAAGAGGGAAGGUUGGUUUAUCGUUUUGGAGGUGAACCUGUUGGCUCUUUUGUUCAGCCACGUUUGCGGCCUUUGGUGCCAGGAAUAGCGCAUGCGCUCUUCAUGGAUAUUACACAUGACAAUGAGUGUCCAAUUCAGCAUCGAUCUGCAUAUGAUGCACUUCCAAGUGCAAUGAUUGUUUCCAUGGCGUGUUGUGCUACAGGAAGCACCAAAGGUUAUGAUGAACUAGUACCCCACCAGAUUUCUGUAGUAUCUGAAGAGAGAUUUUAUUCAACCUGGAAUCCACAAGCACACCUGAAUUCUGGUGAAGUUAAUUUCCAGACAGGAAUUCUAGCUGGAAGGCUAGCCAUGAACAGACUGCAUCAGGAGCUGGGAACUAAAGGCUUCAAUCAGGUGUAUGUAGAUCAAGUUGAUGAAGAUAUAGUAGCAGUGACAAGACAUUGCCCUAACACCCACCAGUCUGUUGUGGCUGUAAGCAGAACUGCUUUCAGGGAUCCAAAGACUUCCUUCUACAGUAAAGAAGUACCUGAAAUGUGUAUCCCAGGAAAAAUUGAAGAAGUAGUAUUUGAGGCUAGAACUAUUGAGAGAAGUACUAGUCCUUACAAAAAAGAUGAACAUUUUAUAAAUGGAUUGCCUAAUUUCACAGUGGAACUCAGAGAGCAUAUCCAGAUUAAAGAGAGUAAAAUCAUAAAGCAAGCUGGAACUGCCAUAAAAGGGCCAAAUGAAUUUGUUCAAGAAAUAGAAUUUGAAAAUUUAACACCAGGAAGUGUAAUAGUAUUCAGAGUUAGUCUUGAUCCAAAGGCACAGGAGGCUGUUGGUGUACUUCGCAAUCAUCUGAUUCAGUUCAGUCCUCACUUUAAAUCUGGGAGUCUUCCUGAUGAUCAUUCAGCACCUAUAUUAAAAACAUUAUUUUCUUCAAUUGCAUCUAAACUAACUUUGGCUGACUUAAAUCAAGUGCUGUAUAGGUGUGAGUCAGAAGAACAAGAAGAUGGUGGAGGUUGUUACAAUAUACCAAACUGGUCAUCCCUGAAGUAUGCAGGUCUCCAAGGGUUAAUGUCAGUAAUGGCAGACGUUAGACCAAAGAAUGAUUUGGGACACCCGUUCUGUGAUAAUUUAAGAUCUGGAGACUGGAUGAUCGAUUAUGUCAGUAAUCGUCUGAUUUCACGUGCAGGAGCCUGUGCAGAAGUUGGUAAAUGGUUGAAGGCCAUGUUUGUAUAUUUGAAGAAAAUUCCACGCUACCUUAUUCCAUGUUACUUUGAUGCCAUUUUAGUGGGUGCAUACACAACUCUUCUGGAUGUGGGAUGGCAUCAGAUGUCUAGCUUUGUGCAGAAUGGAUCAACAUUUGUUAAACACCUUUCCUUGGGCUCAAUCCAGAUGUGUGGGAUAGGAAAAUAUGCAUGUCUGCCAGAUCUGUCUCCUUCCUUACAUGAUGUUCCCUAUAGGCUGAAUGAGAUUACAAAUAAGAAGGAACAGUGCUGUGUUACUUUAGCAGCUGGUAAGUGAGAACAACAUUUAUGUCAAG